Messenger RNA from Thelazia callipaeda (thelaziosis nematode), 537 nucleotides. Lineage: Eukaryota; Metazoa; Nematoda; Chromadorea; Rhabditida; Thelaziidae. The record is from the annotation of a GenBank genome assembly.
GAUGCGCAAACAACUUCAGCUUCACCAACGUCAACACACAGUCCAGACCAUCCAAAUAAUAAUGCCAAUAGUAGAAGAAACUUUAGCAAUUCACAAAAUAGCGAUCGAGAAGUGAAGUGUACAUUAUGUCACGAACGUCUUGAAGAUACUCAUUUCGUGCAAUGCCCUUCAGUGCUAGGACACAAAUUCUGCUUUCCAUGUUCUCGAGAAAGUAUCAAAAAGCAAGGAAAUGCUCAGGAAGUGUACUGUCCAUCGGGUGAGAAAUGCCCAUUAGCAGGAUCCCACAUGCCAUGGGCGUUUAUGCAAGGUGAAAUUGCAACAAUCCUUGGUGAUGACUUUGAACAAUUUAAGAAGGAACGUGAAGCAAACAAUUCUACUGCUUCUGCUUUGGUACAAAACAGCAACACUCAGACUGGAUCACAUCAGAAUUCUACGUCUCAGCAAAAUUCUUCACCUUCAGCUACAAAUAUCGCCUCAUCAACCGGUCAAAAUGGUGCUCCACCGGUUUCAGCAUCUCAACACGUUAAUCUAAACUAA